This is a messenger RNA of Gryllus bimaculatus (two-spotted cricket), 1804 nucleotides long. The record is from the annotation of a GenBank genome assembly. Lineage: Eukaryota; Metazoa; Arthropoda; Insecta; Orthoptera; Gryllidae.
AUGCACCGUGAUACCACGUCGGAUAAAAUUUGCUCACCUCGGAUGCUCGAACCACACUCGUUGCUACCAUCAUCUGCCAGCAGUAGAUACCAUCAUCCUGAGCCAGACAUUUCCAGUAAGACCGUGCUAGGGAAUUCUGAUAACCGCCACAGUAGCAACAACAGCAAUAGUAAUAGUGGCUCGAAUAGAUUUUUAAAUUACACCCUUACUCAUAAUCGUUCAGAGAUGUUAAGAUUUGAAUCAACAGAAUCUGCUCAAGUGAGCUCUAGAGUACGUGAAUUAAUACGUGAUGAUGAUCAUUGCAUUAUUAUAAAUGAGACAAAUACGAAAGUACCUGCAAAUGUACUCGAAGGCAGUGACCGUAAAGAAAUCGAACGAACACAUGUAAUACCUAACCUACCUUUGGAAAUUGAAAUUACUGAUGUCCCUCUUGUGCGACCUGAUACAUCAGGUGCUUCUUGUUCGACAUCAGAGAAAACGGAUACUGUUUCUGUCCCUGAUGUUGCUGAUUCCGCAAAAUGCCAUCAUAUUGAACCUAUUGUGACAGUCAUAGAAGAUACAAAUAACAGCACCGAAGAAUCCAAUUUAAACAGUGAAUAUGAUUUUCCCAGAGCUAUUGAACGUCCAACUCAUUCCGAACACGAUAGCAAUCGAACUAGAAAUGAAGUUGUAUGUUGCAUGACUUGCCAGCGGUGCCUUCAUUCAAUAUUUUGUUUUCACCAUCUCAAUGUUUGCACCUAUAAAGGUCUCUCGGCUGAAAAACAGAAAGUAGAUAAUAAAGAUUCAAAUUAUUCGGAAUGUUUUAACUCCGUAUGCAAGGGCACAUCCCGUAAUAACCCAACACAUGUGUGUUGUUCGACACCCGUGCCAGUCAGAAAUCUAAUUCCUCACUAUUUGAACGCUGCAGACAGAUCACCUAAUUCAUUCGUCGCAGAUGGAAAACUUAUGGCUUCUAGUUCUGGAGACUGUGAAGAUGUAUCCAAUGAAAUUAACAAAAAAAUGCAUUUUCUUGAUGACAGUCAUUCUUACAGCUGCCAAAUUUGUUUUAAAACCUAUUCGUCGAGUUCUGCUCUUGCAAACCAUAUCCGCUAUCACAGAGGAGACCGCCCGUACCAGUGUGAAAUUUGUAACAAAGCGUUUGCUACAAAUUCCCAUUUAGUCACUCACAGACGAGUACACACAGGUGAACGGCCUUUCCAGUGUCAAACUUGCCAUCGAAGUUUUGCUGAUCGAUCUGCAUUCAUUAAACAUGAACGAACCCAUGGUCCUAAUGGAAUCGUAGUAAAACGAUUCAGAUGUGAAGAGUGUGGGAAUGCGUUUGUAGAUUCAUGUGGACUGAAGAAGCAUAUGCGUAUUCACACUGGGGAGAGACCAUACAAAUGUUCUAUAUGUGAAAAAAGUUUCUCGACAAGUUCAACAUAUGUUGCUCAUAAACGAAUUCACAGUGGCGAGAGACCAUACAAAUGCGAACAAUGUUCGAAAAUGUUUAUUACUAAAUCUCAUCUCUUGACUCAUCGCCGCGUUCACACGGGCGAGAAGCCAUUCACCUGUCAAAUUUGCAGUAGAUCGUUUGCUGAUGGAUCCAGUUUCCGAAGACAUGAACGGCUGCAUAGUGGAGAAAAUAGGCACGUGUGUGAAGUAUGUGGCAAAGGAUUUCCUUGUAAUACAUCUCUAAGCAAACAUAAACAAUCGCAUAAUUCUGGCCCUACCACAUUUAUGUAUAUGAUGUAAAAAUAUAUUAAUUAGAUGUACAAUAAUGUAAAAUAGUGUUUUGAUUAAUAUGAAUAAAAUAUUUCUAUUUGCU